AGAUGCUAAUAACCAAAGUUCACUCCUGUAAGCUAAAGAGGUUUGGUCACGCAGUAACAGGUCUCUCUUUCCGGUUGUAAUCGGAGUUUUUCGGCCGCUUGCCUCCAUUUUGUACCGACUCCUGGAUUUCCGGGAUUUCGUAGAACUGGGUUCGCUCAAACCCAGUAAAUCAGGAGAGUUAAUGUAUAAUCACAGGGCAGCGAUGAUAUUAGAAAGCAGGAAUCUUUUUUUUUGAUUCUUGACGUUUUUGAGACCUUUUUACGUUGUGACCUAUUUGGGAUUCAUUUAUAGAGUUGGCAGUAUGUUGUCAGUAUGACAGCGGACGACAGCAAGUUUUCUCCCGUUUAGUUUCCACUUUUUAUUCGGUGGCGGGACACAAAACAAGUAAUCGGUGGAAGAUCCAUCUGUUACUAUAACAUUAAUGUUGUUUGGGAAAAAGUCUUGAAGCGCGACAGACAGAUCCUGCUGAACAACAUUCCAGUUAGCCCUGCUAAAGUUUUGUAUCACCCCACUUCAUCUGAGCGAUCACUUCUCUCAAAACAGUCAGGAAAAAGAAACUUCGAGCAAAGUUUCUGGAGUGUCCCUUUGGAACCACAGUGAAAAGUACAGAGCUGUUUUGGGGAAUAGUCAACAAACAAAGAUUGAAGUGACCGCUGAGGUCUUCAGAAUUCACCAACAUGCCCAUUCCUCCUCCUCCCCCUCCACCUGGACCCCCACCACCCCCAACCUUAAGUCAGGCAAACACCUCUCCUCCCAAAGUCAAUCGAGAUGAUGCCAAGGGAAGAGGAGCUCUGCUGUCAGACAUCUGCAAAGGCGCCAAACUAAAGAAAACCAACGUGGUCAAUGACAGAAGUGCACCUAUAAUUGAAAACGCUGGAGGUCGAAGUGGUGGCAGUGGAGGAGGAGGUGGAGGAGGAGGUGGGGGUGGUGGUGGUGGUGGUGGAGGAGGGUUUGGAGGUAGUUCUGGGCCUAUGGCCAUGGGUGGGUUGUUCAGCGGAGGAGUGCCUAAACUACGACCAGUUGGAGACAGUACUGUAGGAAGGUCAGCACUGCGACCACCCGGCUCUCGUUCUGCAGUACCCCGUGUUGCGAGUCAUUCCGAGCUUGACGGUUCUGGACGUAGUGGUGAAGGAGAUCGCCCCUCAGCUCACGAGCCAUCACGAAACCAUCGCCCAUCACUGCCGGAUGUCACCAAACCAUCUGCUGUCAGCAGUUCCUCUAAACCUAGCAGCUCUGCCCCGCCUCCACCUCCACCGUUCAAUCGCGGCGGGAACCGCGGACCCACCUCAAACCAUCAGGGUUCUGGGUCGUCAUCUGGGAGUCGUGAGAAACCCCUUCCACCUCCACCUGUAAGCAAAGGGCCUCCUCCACCUGCAAACAAAGGGCCUCCUCCACCUGUAAACAAAGGGCCUCCUCCACCUGUAAACAAAGGGCCUCCUCCACCUUUAAACAAAGGGCCUCCUCUCCCACCAGCUUCUUCCCGUGAUGGACCUUCUAGAAACCCCCCCAUUUCAUCACGCUCCUCUUCAUCCUCUAGCUCCUCCAGUGCUCCCCCACCCCCACCUCCCUAUCGACAGCCACCUAAUGUCUCCAAUGGUGACCCAGCGCCUGAGUUACCACAGAGGCGAAACUCGCUGAACAAGAGAGGCCAUUCCAACGCUAACGUUCGCGGCCAGGCUCCUCCACCCCCUUCCCAACAGAACCGACGACCACCGCCACCGACACGUGAGCCGGUGGGCCGUAGCACAGCUCCUCAGCCUCCUCCUCCUGGGUCUCGUAACGGGGUUAGGGAAAUGCAAGCCCCUCCACCUCCUUACCGGUCACACAAUGAACCUCCUAGCCGAGGGAAACCUCCUUCUCUCUCCUCAACUGGACGUCAGGCUACAGCACAUGCACCUCCACCUCCUCCACCUGUCCGCAACGGACACACACCGCUUCACUCCAAGUCUCUUUCUGAUGAUUUCGAAUCCAAGUACCCCUUCCACCCUAUAGAAGACCUUCCCCCUCCAGAAGAAUACAGAUCAUUCCAGAAGAUCUAUCCCAGCAAAACCGAAAAGACUAUGGUCAGAGGUGCUCCUCCACUGCCUCCUGUUUCAAGAUGAACAUCCAGUGAAAUUGACCAAAAAGAGAUGCCAAAACCUUCACACACACACACAACCAUGUACAUAGCAUACUGUACAUAUUAGUGCCACACAAACAAUAGUUAUUCAUACCAAACAUCUACUCGGAUAACACUCCUAGGACAACACUAUAUACCAGCAUGAUUUCUUAUGCAAACUACUCCAGAAUGCUGUACUUCUAGACCUAAAAACACUGUGCAAUAUCCCUGUGCUGCCUAGAAAACGCACCUUCUAAUAUUGUGCCGGAGAACAGGGACACAGUUUAGCGACCAAGCCAGAGCACACUACUCCAUAGAUCAUGGGUUGAAUGUACACAUUCCACCUCUUAGACCGACCAAAGUUUUCGUUUUAAUAAAUGAGAAAAUGUGUAGCACUUGUAGAUUAUUGAUGUCUAUGCAUAUAAGACGACGUUCUUAAAUGAGUCACGUCUGUAUUUUUCCGGACAAUCAUUUUAUUGCGUAUCAGUUUAUGUUAGAUGUUUGUUUAUUGAGUUUUAUACAUUUUAAAUUCAAGAAUAGUGUGUCCAGGACAGAGUUACGUUUAAAUUGAGAAAAACGUGUUUGCAUACACUACGAAAAGCUAUGAAUGGCUGUUUAUUUUUUCAAGCCAUAGUUUUCUAUUUCCCUGGAACAUCUCAAUGUGUGAAUGAGAACACUUGUGAUCACUUUAUUUGCUUCACCUCUGUAAAGGGAACUGUGUUUUGCUCAAUAGUGACCAAAUAUGAAGUGCCACAUGUUCUCCCAAAAACACCUGUAUAUAUGCAGUUGUUUAGUGCCAUCUUGUGGCUUAUUUGCACCAUUACUCCAACUGGGUACCAUAAUUUAUACAUUGCCGUUUAUCGUUUUUGUUUCAAACUAAAGCAAAAUUUCAGGAAAUACAUUUUAAUAGAUUUUGUAUAAACACUACAGGCAUGGACGUUUGCCAAUGGGUUCAUUUUAAACACGUGACAUUUGUAAGAAUUAAAAGUCAAAUAACAUAACACUUUUAACAUUGUGUCAGGUAUCACGUUGCCUCAGUUCAGGCACUUUUGGGCUGUUAGUAAUUCUAAAAGUUAUUUUGCGGGAUUUGGUAUUAUAAUAUGUGAAUGUAAUUUUAUCGCUGUUUUAGAUUGUUUUAAACACCGUGAUAAUAUGAUGCAUUUGAAUAAAGAAGGGCAUGGGACAAACUG
Molecule: messenger RNA, 3288 nt
Organism: Triplophysa dalaica
Lineage: Eukaryota; Metazoa; Chordata; Actinopteri; Cypriniformes; Nemacheilidae
Gene: wipf2a
Product: WAS/WASL interacting protein family, member 2a
Exons: 9
Coding region: 678-2102 (474 amino acids)
Molecular function (GO): actin binding
Source: RefSeq, a predicted model, not a curated record